This is a messenger RNA of Austrofundulus limnaeus, 335 nucleotides long. Its product is annotated as adipolin. The record is from RefSeq and is a predicted model, not a curated record. Gene Ontology annotation, molecular function: hormone activity. Lineage: Eukaryota; Metazoa; Chordata; Actinopteri; Cyprinodontiformes; Rivulidae.
GUUGGAGAGUAUGUUUCGUUGUUUGUGGACAACUCCACCGGCUCGUCUAUCAGCAUCCUAAAGGACUCACAGUUCUCUGGGAUCCUACUGGGGGUCUGACAUGAUGAACCAGGACCACGGAUUAAAACUCAGACUGGAUCAUAAAAAAUGAGAAACAGUCCUUGAGCCACACAUUUUGAUCUAAGACCUGUAGAUCAGACUGGACCCCACCUGUUCUGAAUCACAGAGACCUGGAUACAGGAAGUGGACUAGGUUUACCUGCACAGACCAGUUCCUCCAGAUUUUAUGUCUGUGAUCAACAACUUGUUCUUAAACCAUUAAAUAUUUCAGUUUUC